AGCAGCCGGAGCCUCCUCAAGCUCACUGUUAUGGAUGUGAAGUGGAUUCACGUGUUGGUCAUCUUCUUCUUCCUGUUGUCUAUUGCGAUGACAGGCUGCUUUCUGUGGCAGUACAGCCUCCCCAAGGUGGAGCCCAGCCCAUCUAUAAUGGAAGCGAGAUCAGAAGCUUUGCAGAUGUGCCCCCGUUAUCCUGAACCAGUACCACUGGACCACCCAAUCCCCAUUCUAAAGGAUGCAUUGGAGAAGGUAGAUAUAAUGCUGCGCCAAAAGAUUCAUAGCUCUGGUCUCCCUGCCAUGUCUGCCAUCGUUAUCUACAAUGACACUGUGCUCUGGACAGGCAACUUUGGGAAGAAGAAUGGUUCGGACCCCUCCUCAGUGGUGCCCAAUGAGUACACUAUUUACAGAAUUGCCAGUGUCUCCAAGAUCUUUCCCACCAUAAUGUUGUACAAGAUGUGGGAGGAAGGAAAAGUCACAUCUCUUGAUGACCCGUUUGAGCGUUAUGCCCAGAACUUUGUUAUUAAGAACCCUCUGGGAAGGCUCAAGGAAUCAGAACAGAGAUACACAGCAGAUGGGCUGAUUUUUUUGGAAAAAGGCUCAACGCCACUUAAGCCAUCAGCUGUUACCUUGCGCAGAAUGGCCAGCCAGCUCUCAGGUCUGCCCAGGAGGCUGCGAUCUACCAGCCUGCUGUGGAAGGGCAAUACACAAGACGCUCUAGCUCUCCUGAAAGAUGAUGUCUUGGUUGCUGAUCCUGGAACCAGAUGCCACUACAGCAAUUUGGCCUUCUCAUUAAUGGCACACGUGCUAGCUGACCAUGCCGCUGAGGGGCAAUAUCAGCGCUGGAUCUUGGAGAACAUCCUGGACCGCUUGGGCAUGGAGGACACUGGCUUUGACAUCACUCCACCGAUCCGCUUUUUUUUUUCCCCCCCAGCCCCUCUCUAUGACCUUGGCUGGUACAGGCCUUCUGGCCAGAUGUACUCCACAGCUGCUGACCUUGCCAAGCUGGCAAUGGUCUUCUUAGGCACCUACCACCGUCGACUCCUAGAGCCUGACACAGUGAAGACGAUGCUGACCCCUCUCUUUAAGUGCUCCACUGAAUACUUUGCUAACAAGACCGGCACACCCUGGGAGAUUAACGAGCAGUUGGGAUAUGAUGUAAUUAGAAAGGACGGAGACCUUGAUGGUUAUUCGGCUACCUUCUCCCUUAUCCCCAAACUCCGCCUGAGCUUCAUUGUGCUGAUGGCAGGACCCAGGCCUCAGGGUGGAGAUAUUGUGACUCAGACAUAUGAGUAUCUUAUUCCUGCCAUGGAGACGGCAUUCAGAGAGGCAGAGAAAAGUUUGAUUCCUCCUCCAAGUCCAGGUCCUUAUGUUGGCUACUAUACCUAUUCUAAUCUGACUUUCUAUGAGAUCAAAGUUGGACCUGGUGGGGUGCUGGUCAUGCAGCAGUUUGGGCCUCAUGUGGAGGAACUGAUUCCUGAAAAGUACCGGACAAUCAAGCUCCAUCACCUGGAAGAUCGUGUUUUCCAAGUUGUUUUUGACAAGGAGUUCCCAUGCGUUCUGCAGCUGGGCUCUGCUUCUAUCUCACUGGAGACCCAAAAUGGGCAGCUCUUUAACUUUUAUCCAUUUGAUCGCAAGGGUUUGUCUCCUGGCUUUGAUGCACCAGGGCUGAACACAUACAAUGUGGUGCGUGUACCUCGUAAACCUGUAUUCUAUAGCUAA
Messenger RNA from Tauraco erythrolophus (red-crested turaco), 1716 nucleotides. RefSeq names its product lactamase beta like 1 (gene LACTBL1). NCBI's taxonomy places the organism in Eukaryota, Metazoa, Chordata, Aves, Musophagiformes, Musophagidae. The record is from RefSeq and is a predicted model, not a curated record.